Molecule: messenger RNA, 1392 nt
Organism: Anolis sagrei ordinatus
Lineage: Eukaryota; Metazoa; Chordata; Lepidosauria; Squamata; Anolidae
Gene: TMEM170A
Product: transmembrane protein 170A
Biological process (GO): endoplasmic reticulum tubular network organization
Cellular component (GO): endoplasmic reticulum membrane
Source: RefSeq, a predicted model, not a curated record
UGGUGCGGAAAUGACGUCUAGAGUGUUGAGGUUGAGGGAAGCGGCAUGGCGGAUGGCGGCGAUGGGAAUCCCGAGCCCGGCGGGCUCUUGCAGCAGAUCCUGAGCCUCCGCCUGGUCCCGCCGCCGGGGAACCUCACCGGAGCCGCUUGCCCCAGGACCCUCUGCCAGUUCUCAGAGAUGUGGUAUGGGGUCUUCCUCUGGGCCCUGGUCUCCUCCCUCUUCUUCCACAUCCCGGCGGGGCUGCUGGGCCUCUUCACCCUCCGACGGCACAAAUACGGCAAGUACAUGUCGGUGAGCAUCGUGCUGAUGGGCCUCAUGGGACCAAUCGCCGCCGGGAGCUUGACAAGUGCUGCAAUUGCUGGCGUCUACAGAGCAGCCGGGAAGAAGAUGAGCCCCUUUGAAGCCCUGGUUCUAGGAGUGGGGCAGACCAUCUGCGUGGUCUUGAUUUCCUUCUUUCGGGUUUUAGCCACCCUUUAGCAUCAGGGGCAGAAACCAAUAUGGCUGGGGCAACGUUGUGCAGGAUUCAGAAGCCGGAGGAUUGGGGAAGAGCUGCUUGCAAGUCUUACAGGAGGCCAAAUGGAAGUCGAGAAGGGUUUUGCCAUGCUCUCGAGUGGAUUCCAUUCAUUUCAACAACAAAGCGCAAAAAAACAUUUGAGCAAAUUGAACAAAUUGCCUCUUUCUUCAAGUCUGGAGUGACUACCUUUCAUCAACAACCGAAGAUUCUGGAGAGAGCAGCCAUUCCGCUGGUGUUGUGGCACCUCAGGAUAAGUUUCACCUUGCUCUCAAACACCACCAGACCACGGCUGUAGGAAUUAUAGUUUAUUGUAGAAGUUCCAAAAGAAGGCAAAGGUUAAGUCAAUACAAAGUUCCAAAGUUCAGGUAAAAUGCACGGUACAGUUCCAGAAAUCCUUCAGAGACAAUCAAGGUAAACAGGAAUCAUGAAGCAAGAAGCAGCUUAGCCCAAAAGCCGCACGAAGGAAUCCAAUGCAGAGGCAUGAAACAGCUUAGCAGAUAGCCACGUUGAAACUGACAGCUAAGAAUUGCCCGAGACAGGCCUAAAUACAUUUUGCACAUCAAAACAAUCUAGCUUCCCACAAACUGCUUUCCCUUGCUCCCUUGACCUGUUGCUGAUCUAACUUGGCUGCGAUCCGGGAGCUCCGUCUCACGGUUUUGCUAUCCCUUUGAAGGAGCACCUGGCCCUCCUCCUUAUCAGCUACAUUCCUGUCCUGUGAGAACUGCUUCUCCAGCUCGUCUGCAGGCUGAGAAAACUGAAAACUGAAAAGCAUCAGACUCAGGGGCCUGUUGAACCACAACAGAUGUCUUUCUGGCACAGACGUGGCUGCUUCCCGACAUCGCACAAAACUUUGCAAGAUGUUAGCACCAACUCUCCUC